This is a messenger RNA of Populus nigra (black poplar), 2111 nucleotides long. RefSeq names its product bZIP transcription factor 16. The record is from RefSeq and is a predicted model, not a curated record. NCBI's taxonomy places the organism in Eukaryota, Viridiplantae, Streptophyta, Magnoliopsida, Malpighiales, Salicaceae. Gene Ontology annotation, molecular function: DNA-binding transcription factor activity; sequence-specific DNA binding. Bases 432 to 1637 code for a protein of 401 amino acids. Gene Ontology annotation, cellular component: nucleus. Gene Ontology annotation, biological process: regulation of DNA-templated transcription. The transcript has 13 exons.
GAAUUUUUGCUGCAUAUAGUGAAGAAUAGAAAAAGAAUUCCUUGGGUUUUUUUCCUCUGAAACCAGCAACUAUAGCACGACGACCCACGCAGCUUCUGGUCCGUGAACCCCCAACACCAACUACCAAAAAAUACCCAAUAACGAUCCCUAAUUGUCUGAUCUCAUCUCUCUCUCUCUCUCGCUCUCUGCAAAACUCGCAUCAAUUUAUUUAUCUAUAUAAAAAAGCGAACAAAUAAUUCUCUUUCCCAGUCUCUGCCCCAGUCAUUUUCAAAUUGCCAUCUGUGUCCUCCACUGCAACCAGCUCACGCGUAUUUUAUUUUCUGUGAUUAGCUUAUCCGAUAGUAAGUGGAUCAAGUUUCGAUUUUGAGCUCGAUUUCCAGUAUUUCAAAAAGUGGAUGGUUUAAGGAAUUGUUGGAGGGUUAUAUAUAAUAAUGGUUAGCAGUGAUAUGGAUAAAACUGGGAAGGAAAAGGAGGCCAAGCCACCAUCUGCUGCUCCUACACAGGAGCAGCCUUCAACUGCCAGUGCUACAACUGUAAAUCCGGACUGGUCUGGGUUUCAGGCAUAUUCUCCUAUACCUCCACCUGGGUUCUUGGCAUCAAGUCCCCAAGCUCACCCGUAUAUGUGGGGGGUUCAGCACAUCAUGCCUCCCUAUGGUACCCCACCACAUCCAUAUGUGGCAAUGUAUCCGCAUGGUGUAUAUGCUCAUCCAUCCAUUCCUCCGGGUUCUUAUCCUUUUAGUCCUUUUGCAAUGCCUUCUCCAAAUGGUAUUGCUGAGGCUUCUGGAAACACUCCUGGCAGCAUGGAAGCAGAUGGUAGGCCAUCUGAUGCUAAGGAAAAACUGCCAAUUAAAAGAUCAAAAGGAAGUUUGGGCAGUUUAAACAUGAUCACUGGGAAGAACAAUGAGCAUGGUAAAACAACAGGAGUGUCUGCCAACGGAGCUUAUUCUAAGAGUGCUGAGAGUGGUAGUGAAGGCUCAAGUGAAGGAAGUGAUGCAAAUUCUCAGAGUGACUCACAAAUGAAGUCAGGUGGCAGGCAAGAUUCUCUGGAAGACUCGUCUCAGAAUGGUGGUUCAGCACAUGGUGCUCAGAAUGGAGGACAGGGUGCAUCUAAUACGAUCAUGAAUCAAACAAUGGCUAUCAUGCCAAUAUCUGCUGCCAGUGCUCCAGGAGCUAUACCUGGCCCCACAACCAACUUAAAUAUUGGAAUGGACUACUGGGGAGCCCCUGCUUCAUCUACUGUUCCUGCAAUUCGUGGGAAAGUUCCUUCUACUCCAGUUGCUGGAGGGGUAGUUUCUACUGGAUCACGGGAUGUUGUUCAAUCACAGAUUUGGUUACAGGAUGAAAGAGAGCUUAAGAGACAGAGAAGGAAGCAGUCAAACAGAGAAUCUGCUCGCCGGUCCAGGUUGCGUAAACAGGCUGAAUGUGAUGAACUGGCCCAACGUGCUGAAGCCUUAAAAGAAGAAAAUGCCAAUCUUAGAUCAGAAGUAAACCAAAUCAAGAGCGAGUAUGAGCAACUUCUUGCGGAGAACGCCUCUCUCAAGGAGAGGCUCGGGGAAAUUUCUGGGCAGGAAGAUUUUAGGGCUGGCAGGAAUGACCAACAUAUGAGCAAUGAUACACAACAGACUGGUCAAACAUAGCUUCUUCAGGUUGGUCUCUAGGAUCUAGGUACCCCGUUUUCACGAGACUUUUAAGGAGCAUAACCUAACCAAUUAGCAACAGGAGUUUCUUCAUAUUUUGCAUAGCUUGUAGUUUGGAUUUUAUCAAAGCUGACCGUUAUAGUUCUAGGAUUCGUUCAUCUCGUAUCAUCCUAAAAUUCUUGUUGGGUCCAUCUGUAACUGUUAGAGACCUAGGAUGGUAUGCCGAGUGAAAAUUUGUGUUAUACCCUGUUUUAAGAGGGCAGUAUCCACACUUUUUUUGCUUUAUCUGUAUUAAAAAAAUCUGAUUGAGGAUGGUGUUAAUUUGUUAAACUGAACUAUAUGCUAUAUUCCAUAUAAAUCACUGAAUAUAGUACCCUGGUUCUUAUGUUUUGCUGCUCGGGUGCUCUAAUUUGACAUUGGAAUCUUAAAUCGGUUCUUAUUUUGUGAGGGAUAUAAAAUGUUUAUGUUGUGGUA